UUUAUUUUGAUGUUACCAGGAGAAUGCGAUGCAUUAUCAACAGGCUAAAUUUCCUCAUUAAUUUUAAACCAAACCUUGUAUGUUUAAAAUUCACAUCCAAACGCUUGAAUCCAUAUCUAGUGUUCUGAUUGGAACGUUAGCCCUUUUCUAAAACAAAACUAAACUUAUGAACACGUUAUAUUUCAUUAACUUACAGCUCGUAAGUCGUUCGAGGCUGUUUGCUUGCUAAGGUUACAUAACACCAGAGACAGACUUUCUUAAACGAUGCUCUUAAAGUUUUCUCGACCAUCAUUACUUAUUAAUUUUUUUCAGAACGGAAAUAGAAUCAAGAAAACAACUGGGCGACAUGAGCGGUGUUUUCUUGGCGCAAGACAGCGGUUCUGGAGCUCUGGGUACACUUCUGAAGAACACCCUACAGGUCAAACAGUGGUUAUUGAAAAGCAAGGUCCAGUGCUUACUGUGGGUAUUAACAGGCCAGAGGUGCGUAAUGCAGUGAACCAGGAGACAUCCCAGCGGUUAUUUGAAGAGUUUUCAGCUUUCAAUCAGGAUGAUACCUUGAAUGUAGCUGUGCUACAUGGAAUAGGGGGGAAUUUUUGUGCUGGUUAUGAUCUUAAAGAACUUUCCCAGGAUUCGGUUUCCCUCACACUGGAGCAAAAUGUUUCCCGAGGUCCUGCUCCAAUGGGUCCCUCUCGUCUGAGGCUAUCAAAGCCACUGAUUGCAGCAGUGAGUGGUUAUGCUGUGGCAGGGGGGUUGGAAUUGUCCCUACUGGCUGACCUCAGGGUUGUGGAAGCCAGCACCAUUAUGGGGGUUUUCUGCCGCAGAUUUGGCGUGCCACUUAUUGAUGGUGGGACGGUGCGGCUCCCACAGCUAAUUGGUUUGUCUCGAGCUCUAGACCUCAUUUUGACUGGAAGACCUGUAGGCGCUCAGGAGGCACUGGCAUUUGGACUAGCAAACAGAGUGGUACCAGAUGGAAAAGCAUCUUCUGCAUAUUUGAUCCAUUUCCAACAGUGGCUGUAUGAUGUUGAGAUCCAUCUUUUCACAUUCAGGACAACUGAGGGACUCAUACACAAUAUUAAGGUUGUGCAAACUAAAAAGCCUUACAGGUUGCUGUUGAGCUUGCAGGGCAGAUAAGUUCCUUUCCUCAGCUCUGUCUCCGUGCUGACCGUAACUCUGCAUAUCAUGCAACUUUUGAUGCCACCUCAUUCACCCAGGCCAUGCAGUAUGAGACCAACUAUGGCCUGCCAAUAAUCACAGCUGAAGCUGUCCCCGGGGCAACCAGGUUCAGCUCUGGCAUUGGAAGAUCUGGAAAGUUCUCUUGAAAGACAUGAUAAAUGUGUUUUUACCCUCCAAUAAAAAUGUACUAUAAUUA
Ictalurus punctatus (channel catfish) is the source of this 1369-nucleotide messenger RNA. Its product is annotated as enoyl-CoA hydratase. Lineage: Eukaryota; Metazoa; Chordata; Actinopteri; Siluriformes; Ictaluridae. The record is from RefSeq and is a predicted model, not a curated record. The transcript is spliced from 8 exons. Gene Ontology annotation, molecular function: catalytic activity. The coding region runs from base 265 to 1131 and encodes 288 amino acids.